AGGAGUUGAAAUGCUAAAAUUUACUUACACUGGAGCAUUUUAAGUCAUUAUUUUAAAAUGGUGAUGCCAAUAGAGGUAUAUACUAUCUACGAUAAAAAGUCUUGAAUGUCAAAAGUAGUCUCUUCCGAAUACUUCGCGAUAUCUGCAUGCGCCACUGAACUGACCUUGCAUAAAUUCUACGAGUUUGUUUUUAGUAUUUUGUAAACAAAAAUUACUUAUUUAGUUUUUUUCCUCCAAAAGCAUCCAAUUAGUUCACCUAACUUUCCGAAGAAAAACCAAAAUAAUGGAUUCCUGUUUGUUGUGUUUAGAAAUAAAUAAAGAUUUUCGGGAUUUUAUCCAGGCUAACUCAACGCGAUGGCAAGAGCUUGAAAUAACAAAAAUUCUAGAGAAACAUUUCUGGCCACUGACUAUACAAAUGGACUCGUGGAUAUGUCUAACUUGCUGGAAAGAACUGCACCAAUUUCAUAAAUUCUAUUUGCGCAUAGAAGUGGCUCAUAUACAAUUUGGAAAAGUAAACCUUGGCAAGGAAUUUAAAGAAGAAAAUGAUAUGAAAAAUUUGGCAGCUUGUUGUCUUGAGCCGGAAAUUUUAAUAGAACCAAAUAUUUUGGAAGAUGAAGAGACAAGUUGUUUAAAAACUAAUAACAAAGCAGAUAUUGGGGUAAAUCAAUUAAACAAUGAUCCUUUAGAGAAAACUGUAGUUAUUGACCAUUCUUCGGAUAGUGCAAGUGAACGAGAGGAGGACAAUCCAAACAGUCAUGAAUCAAGUAAAGAAUCUGAGCAAAAGAUAAAACGUUUAAAUCGUAAAGAAAGAGAUAAAUUUAUAGCUGAAAACUUUGAACAAAUGUUCUGUGAUGUUUGUGGUGUUCCAUUUGAAAAUUUCAGUUCCAUGCAAAAACAUUUCUCACGAGAACAUAAACGAAAAGGUUAUCUUCUUUGCUGCAAUCGAAAAUUCUAUGAACGCAACAAUUUAGUAGAUCAUUUGAAAUGUCAUCUUAAUCCCGAUUAUUUCAAAUGUCCUCAAUGCGGUAAAGUUCUAUCGGAUCGAAAAAACUUUAAAAGUCAUCUGCUGCGUGUACAUCGUCCAAAAGAUGUUGUUUUGAAACAUUCCUGUGAGAUCUGUGGUAAGUCUUUUACCCAAGGCUAUGUUUUGCGCACUCACAAACUGACACAUUUGCCCAAAGAAGAGAAAAAGUUUCCCUGCACAGAAUGUGGUAAAUUUUACGGCAAUUCUUAUUUAUUAAAAAUACAUACCGAAGUAGUGCAUUUGAAAAAACAGGCGCAAGUCUGUUAUAUUUGUGGCAAAACCUUGGGCACUAGUACCGAGUACAAAACUCAUAUGAACAAACAUGAAGGCAUACCAGCUCCAGUUAUCAAUUGUGAUGUCUGUGGUUUACGUUUAAUUAGCGAAAGAAGCCUAAAGUUGCACAAAGAAUCCCAACAUCCGGUGGGUGGUAAACAGGAUCAUCCCUGUCCGAUAUGUCACAAAAUAUCACCCACAGCUAGGGCUCUAAAAAAACACAUUAAUACUAUGCAUGAAAGGGGCUGUGAUCAUAAAUGUACUAUGUGUGGUAAAGCUUUUCGUAGGCCAGAAACUCUUAAGGAACAUAUAGCUUCACAACAUACGGGUGCAACGUUAUAUACAUGUCCCUGGUGUCCAAAGACAUUCAAUUCGAAUGGUAAUAUGCAUGCACAUCGUAAAAAUGUCCAUCCCAAAGAAUGUUUAGAGUUGAGAUUACAAAGAUAUUCAAGAAAUAUACCGCCGGAAAUAAGUUAAAGAGAAACAUUAAUACUUAUUGUGGUUUUACU
This is a messenger RNA of Lucilia cuprina (Australian sheep blowfly), 1806 nucleotides long. RefSeq names its product transcription factor grauzone-like. Gene Ontology annotation, biological process: regulation of transcription by RNA polymerase II. Lineage: Eukaryota; Metazoa; Arthropoda; Insecta; Diptera; Calliphoridae. The coding region runs from base 284 to 1774 and encodes 496 amino acids. Gene Ontology annotation, cellular component: nucleus. The transcript has 4 exons. Gene Ontology annotation, molecular function: DNA-binding transcription factor activity, RNA polymerase II-specific; RNA polymerase II transcription regulatory region sequence-specific DNA binding; zinc ion binding. The record is from RefSeq and is a predicted model, not a curated record.